Penicillium paradoxum is the source of this 789-nucleotide messenger RNA. It is a transcript of the gene vip1, whose product is annotated as putative actin cytoskeleton protein (VIP1). NCBI's taxonomy places the organism in Eukaryota, Fungi, Ascomycota, Eurotiomycetes, Eurotiales, Aspergillaceae. Bases 1 to 789 code for a protein of 262 amino acids. The record is from RefSeq and is a predicted model, not a curated record. The transcript has 3 exons. Gene Ontology annotation, molecular function: RNA binding.
AUGUCUCACACCACUGUUCACGUUUCUGGCAUCGCGCCCGCAACCUCCGACAAGGAGGUUCGCGACUUCUUCAGCUUCUGUGGAAAGAUUGUGAAUCUCUCUAUUACUCCAGUCUCUGGAGAGGCCGACGCUCAAAAGUCCGCCACUGUGACAUUUGAGAAGGAGGCCGCCGCCAAAACCGCCCUCCUCCUCGAUCAAACCCAACUCGGCACCUCCUCCGUGCACGUCGAAUCAGCUCACACCUUCGAAGAUAUCGCCGGAGCUCAAGUGACCGACGCAGCCGCCGAAAACAAGGGGGAAGAGCACGACAUCGCACAAGAAGAUAAGCCCCGCUCUCGCAUUUUCGCCGAGUACCUGGCACACGGAUACGUGGUGAGCGACCAUGCCAUCGUGAAGGCGAUCGCAUUGGACCAGAAGCACGGUGUCUCGAACAAGUUCACCUCAGCACUCACCAACUUCGACAAGAAGUUCAAUGCCACUGAGCGCGCCCGAGGCCUCGACACCAACUACCAGAUCUCUACCAAGGCGGCUUCAGGCUGGCGCGGUCUGAGCUCGUACUUCGAGAAGGCUCUUGAGCACCCCUCCGGCCAGAAGCUGCGUGACUUUUACGUCCAGACCGAUAAGCAGGUGCGCGAUAUCCACAAUGAGGCUCGUCGUCUGGCCGAUCUGAAGCAGGGCAAGACCGGCGAGACGGAGGGUGCGUCAGCUCCUGCUCUUGGGGCUGCUGCCCCCGCUGCCGUUCCUUCCCAGCCUGAGGCUGCUGCGGCUCCUGUUGAGCCCAAGGCAUAG